UCCUUGUUCUUUCAAAAUUAUUAAAUUCUUUUCGAUUACAACUAAUUCUUUCAAUUACAACUUAUAUCAUUUUAUAAUUUUAUCAAUUUUACGUUUUACUUUACAAUUUUAUUAUUUUAAAAUGGCUUUUUUUAACAAAAUCUGCAAGAAUAAAAUAGGUAUACAAAAGCCUUCAACUAACGAAAAAGAAAAACCUACAAAAUCAUCUAAAUUAUCUCUAAAGAGAAUUAUUUCAAAGCCAAUUAAUAAGGAUACUCAUAAACGUAAAAGAAUUCAUCAUAAAACAAAAUCAGAUGAAAGAAGAAAAUUUUACUCAAAAGAUGAUCUGAUAACCGCAGUUCCUUCACGAGAAAAUAUCAAAGUACGAUCUCGAUCACAUUCAAUUUCUUACGACUAUCAUAGAACAUUUGAUUCAACUACUGUUACACCAGACAAAAGGACUUUACGCCCUGUAAAAAACAUUGAUAUCAAAGCUAAUAUAUUUUGGGGAGAAGAAUAUAAAAAAGAACAAAUUAAUUUAUCAAUUCCACGAACUAGUUCUUAUAAUUCAAUCAGAAAAAUUAUAUCAGAGAAAUUAGGGUAUGAGAUAUCAAAUGAUUUUGCUAUACUUUAUCACACAAGAAAAUAUCACAAGGACAAUAUCAUGAGAAGGAUUUUAAUUGAUUAUUGGAUAAAGAACAAAAUCUUGUGGUUGGUAGAUGAUGAUUUUAUGCUUAGUAAACACUUAUUGUUAUGGAGAGAUUGUAUUGAGAUUACGGUUGUGAGAAAAUCCAUCAUAUAUUAGUUAUUGUUCUAUAUUGUAUAUUGUAUUGUAAAUAAAAUUCUCAUGUAAAUAAAAUUCUUUUAUCAAGUUCAGUAAAUCACAGUUGUUACACAUUUUUUAUCCCUAUUCGUGUGAAUUUUUUUAAUUGCCAAAU
Molecule: messenger RNA, 917 nt
Organism: Rhizophagus irregularis DAOM 181602=DAOM 197198
Lineage: Eukaryota; Fungi; Glomeromycota; Glomeromycetes; Glomerales; Glomeraceae
Source: RefSeq, a predicted model, not a curated record